This is a messenger RNA of Aureobasidium pullulans EXF-150, 1438 nucleotides long. RefSeq lists its product as uncharacterized. Lineage: Eukaryota; Fungi; Ascomycota; Dothideomycetes; Dothideales; Saccotheciaceae. The record is from RefSeq and is a predicted model, not a curated record. The transcript has a single exon. The coding region runs from base 96 to 1097 and encodes 333 amino acids.
CCACAACUCUUUCAUUCAAACAACAAAGUGCAUAUUUAUCUGAAGCCACAUCAACAUCAUCAAAAAGAGUCUAGAUUUACGACUUAGAUUCAAAUAUGGCACAAGAAAGAAAACCAAAACGUCAGCGCUUCAGUCUAGGAGGACCAUCUGGAGACACGUCGUUUGAAGACUAUCUAACCGGCACUCACAAAACAAUCUCUUCUGAUGAAGAAGAAGAAUUUGAUCAAGAAAAUCAAGAUCCAGAGGAAGAAUUCGAUGAGGAUGAAGAAGACGAAGAGUUCGACGAAGAGGAAGAGGAAGAAAAUGACUACGACCUCGAAAACCAACAUGCACCAGCCCUCAAUACCACGACCAACACCACCACAACCAACAACACCCAGGACACAAUCAACAAAAUCCACAUUUCCCAAAAUCUAACAACAAACUCUUCCGCCAAAAACAUAAACUUCCUAAUCCAAAUCCAUCUGGUGCUUCCAUCAGCAAAAGUACCCGUGACCCGCCUACUUCACCUCCCAUCUACUCUACUCUUCGAACAAUUCUCCUCCGCCAUCCAACUAGCCUUUGACUGGGAAGGCGACCAUCUCUGGAAAUUCGACCUUCAAACCCCUCCACAAAUCACCACCACCACCACCACCACCACAACACCCAAAGACAUAUUUCCACAUCCUCGCUACAAAGUCACGGAUAUAAAAGACAUGAUGGGCUUGCACAAUCUAGGCACCAAUGAUUUCCGCAAAGAUUUGGAUUCGAAAAAGAUACGCCUCAUGGAUAUUUGGGGUAAACAUCAAGUACCUCGAGUCAGGAAGUUGGACAUGUUUUAUACGUAUGACUGUUAUGGGGAUGCUUGGUAUCAUCGCAUCAAAUUUUUGGGGGUCGCGGAGGAAGGGUUGAAACCUGUGGAUUUGGGGGUCGAGGUUGAGGAUAGGCAGCAGAGGAUAUGGUGUUUUGGUGGGAGUGGGGCGGCGCGGCCGGAGGAUAUGGGGGAUGAGGAGGAGCAGGAGAGAUGGGAGGAGGAGAAUGAUACGUUUGAGUGGGAUAUUGGGUGGGUCAAUGCGGGAUUGAGUGAGGUGGAUGUUGUGUGGUUGCCUGGGAUGUAAGUGUGGUGUUGACAAGUAGGAAUUGUGAAUAGUGGGAAGGGUUCUCGGAUUGGGUAUAGAACAUUGGAUUGCUUUUGAAGUGAUGACGGAGCUAAUAUAAGGCUCGUCGAUCAGGAGCGAUCGGGUUCACAGCAUUGUUUCGACUUCUUUCGUGUCCGAUACCAUGAUCGCGAGUGCUGCACAUCUCCUCUGUCUUCAAUCACUGACCCCGGCAAGAAGCAGCCUCAUCAACGUACUCCCCUCCUCGCGCUGGUGUAAACACCCUUAUCCCUGCCUGUCGUCCGUAAACAACACCACCUUCUGUAUCUUACCGCCGAGGCGAGUCGCAACUGAGGACCCAU